Molecule: messenger RNA, 3188 nt
Organism: Caenorhabditis elegans
Lineage: Eukaryota; Metazoa; Nematoda; Chromadorea; Rhabditida; Rhabditidae
Gene: mgl-1
Product: putative metabotropic glutamate receptor mgl-1
Exons: 20
Coding region: 227-3076 (949 amino acids)
Biological process (GO): adenylate cyclase-inhibiting G protein-coupled glutamate receptor signaling pathway; G protein-coupled receptor signaling pathway
Cellular component (GO): membrane; plasma membrane
Molecular function (GO): G protein-coupled receptor activity
Source: RefSeq, marked reviewed
AAACGACACAUAUGAAUGUAUAUAGGGAACAAGAGUUUCCAUACUCAUAGUGCUCAUUAGAAUAGCACGGAUCGUGUUUCGCCUCUCGCCUUGUUAACCGAAUCUGCCCCCGUGUGCCCCGGCUGCUUGUGUUGUGUCACACAAGACUAACGCCCUCUUAUCCUUUCCAUUCUCUUAAAAUCCAUUUCUAGAGUUGAAAACUUUAUUUUUAUUCAAUACUCAAAUCAUGGUACCGAAACCCCCUUCAAUAAUUCGACACAUGUUCUCGGUGCUUGCACUUGCUAUACAGAUACUUGCAAAUGUCAAUGUGGUUGCACAGACAACGGAAGCCGUCGACCUCGCUCCACCUCCAAAAGUUCGACAAAUCCGAAUACCCGGAGAUAUAUUAAUCGGUGGCGUCUUUCCAGUUCAUUCAAAGUCAUUAAACGGCGAUGAGCCAUGUGGCGAAAUAGCCGAAACCAGGGGUGUGCAUCGAGUGGAAGCAAUGCUCUAUGCGCUCGACCAGAUUAACUCUCAAAACGACUUUCUUCGCGGGUACAAAUUGGGUGCACUUAUUCUUGAUUCAUGCUCAAAUCCAGCAUAUGCGCUAAACCAGAGUUUAGAUUUUGUGAGAGAUAUGAUUGGAUCCUCAGAAGCUUCUGAUUAUGUUUGUCUGGAUGGGAGCGAUCCAAAUCUCAAGAAACAAUCACAAAAGAAGAAUGUAGCAGCAGUAGUAGGUGGUAGUUAUAGUUCUGUGUCUGUACAAUUAGCAAACCUAUUGCGACUGUUUCGAAUAGCACAAGUUAGCCCUGCAAGUACUAAUGCAGACUUGUCGGAUAAAAACCGAUUUGAAUAUUUUGCAAGAACAGUACCUUCUGAUGAUUAUCAGGCUAUGGCAAUGGUCGAAAUCGCUGUUAAAUUCAAAUGGAGUUAUGUUUCCCUUGUUUACUCGGCAGAUGAAUACGGAGAAUUGGGUGCUGACGCUUUCAAAAAAGAAGCAAGAAAGAAAGGAAUCUGCAUCGCACUAGAAGAACGAAUACAAAAUAAAAAAGAAAGUUUCACGGAGUCAAUCAACAAUUUGGUUCAAAAACUUCAACCCGAGAAAAAUGUUGGAGCAACGGUGGUGGUUCUGUUUGUAGGAACAGAAUACAUCCCAGACAUAUUGCGAUACACGGCAGAAAGGAUGAAGUUGACGUCCGGCGCAAAGAAGCGUAUCAUUUGGCUUGCAUCAGAGUCGUGGGAUAGAAACAAUGACAAGUAUACCGCAGGAGACAAUCGGCUAGCAGCUCAAGGAGCUAUAGUUUUGAUGUUGGCAUCACAGAAAGUUCCGUCAUUUGAAGAGUAUUUUAUGAGUUUGCAUCCUGGUACAGAAGCGUUCGAAAGAAAUAAAUGGUUAAGGGAGUUGUGGCAAGUAAAGUACAAAUGUGAAUUUGAUACUCCGCCUGGGUCAACGGCAUCAAGGUGCGAGGAUAUCAAACAAUCCACCGAAGGCUUCAAUGCAGAUGACAAGGUUCAAUUUGUAAUUGAUGCAGUCUAUGCCAUUGCUCAUGGGCUCCAAUCUAUGAAACAAGCGAUAUGUCCAGAUGAUGCUAUCGAAAAUCACUGGAUUUCUCGGUACAGCAAGCAACCUGAAAUAUGCCACGCCAUGCAAAACAUUGAUGGAAGUGACUUUUAUCAAAAUUAUUUGCUCAAAGUUAACUUUACAGAUAUUGUUGGAAAAAGGUUUCGUUUUUCACCACAAGGAGAUGGUCCAGCUAGUUACACAAUUUUGACAUAUAAGCCAAAAUCCAUGGAUAAAAAGCGGAGGAUGACAGAUGACGAGAGCUCGCCAUCUGAUUAUGUAGAAAUUGGACACUGGAGUGAGAACAACUUGACCAUUUAUGAGAAAAACUUAUGGUGGGAUCCUGAUCAUACACCAGUCUCCGUUUGUUCUUUGCCCUGUAAAAUCGGGUUCAGAAAACAGUUGAUAAAGGAUGAACAAUGUUGUUGGGCAUGCAGCAAAUGUGAAGACUACGAAUAUCUCAUCAAUGAAACUCAUUGUGUAGGGUGUGAACAGGGAUGGUGGCCAACAAAGGAUAGGAAAGGAUGUUUUGAUCUAUCUCUUUCCCAGUUAAAAUAUAUGAGAUGGAGGUCGAUGUACUCGUUGGUUCCAACCAUUUUAGCAGUGUUUGGAAUUAUUGCCACACUCUUUGUGAUAGUGGUGUAUGUGAUAUAUAAUGAAACCCCUGUCGUUAAAGCUUCGGGGCGAGAGCUAAGCUACAUUUUGCUUAUUUCCAUGAUUAUGUGUUACUGCAUGACAUUUGUUCUUCUAUCAAAACCAAGUGCAAUUGUAUGUGCUAUCAAACGAACAGGAAUUGGAUUCGCAUUUUCUUGUCUAUACUCUGCAAUGUUUGUAAAAACCAAUAGAAUUUUCCGCAUCUUCAGCACAAGAUCUGCUCAACGACCAAGAUUCAUAUCUCCCAUCUCUCAGGUUGUCAUGACUGCAAUGCUAGCCGGAGUACAAUUGAUCGGAAGUCUUAUUUGGCUGUCAGUAGUGCCACCAGGUUGGAGACACCACUACCCCACCAGGGACCAGGUGGUUUUAACUUGUAAUGUUCCUGACCAUCACUUUUUGUAUUCAUUGGCUUAUGAUGGUUUCCUGAUUGUGCUUUGUACAACGUAUGCUGUAAAAACUAGAAAAGUGCCCGAAAAUUUCAACGAGACAAAAUUCAUCGGCUUCUCCAUGUACACGACAUGUGUUGUUUGGCUCAGUUGGAUUUUCUUUUUUUUUGGAACCGGAAGUGAUUUCCAAAUUCAAACAUCAUCUCUUUGUAUUUCAAUUUCCAUGUCAGCCAAUGUGGCAUUAGCAUGCAUAUUUUCACCAAAGCUUUGGAUCAUUUUGUUUGAAAAACACAAAAACGUCCGAAAGCAGGAAGGUGAAAGUAUGCUUAACAAAAGUAGCAGAUCAUUAGGAAACUGUAGUUCCCGAUUAUGUGCCAAUAGCAUCGACGAGCCAAAUCAGUACACCGCUUUGCUCACUGACAGUACACGAAGACGAUCAUCACGCAAGACAUCUCAGCCAACGAGCACCAGCUCUGCUCACGAUACUUUCUUAUGAAUGAUAUCCAUUAAUUUAUUGUGCAUAUGUAUCAAUAUACCUGAUAACGAAAAUUGUUUAUCGAUAAUUCUUUCUUUUGAUACGGAAUGAAUGAACUAUUCGGACGAACACG